GUCGGGGGUCAAACAGCGCGGCUGCAGGGUGGCAGCUGCCUGCCGGCCCCUCUUCUCGGCCCCUUGACCCUCGGACGCUCAGAGCCAUGGCGCUGCCGCUGCUGCCGGGCCACAGCUUCAACCGCAACAUGGGAAAAGAGAAAUUCCACAAAUCUCAACAUUGGGGCUUUUGCAACAAUGUUAGGAUGCUGGUGAGUGAAGAUAAACCAGGAAUAGGUGGAGAACUGCUUCUCGGACAAAAGAUAAAGCCAAAACAUGGUGUAUUUCCUAAAGGAAUGGGAACUGAUUCACCAUCCUGGGUGGCUUUUGAUAAACAGGGAAUUUUUAUCCGGCGUCAUCGGAUUUCUCUGCCGCCUCCUGAUGAGGAUCAGUUUUAUACUGUGCAUCGUUUUAAUAUCAACAUAGACAUUGUCUUUUAUGGUCGGACAUUCAAGAUUUAUGACUGUGAUACAUUCACAAAAAACUUUUUGAAGAAAAUAGGAGUCAAAUUAAACCCCCCGGGACAGUGUCCAGAAGAUCCUUACCUGAAGACACGGAGAGAGAAGCUAGACUGCAUGGAGCCCUUACGUCCCUAUCAGUCCUUCGACGCUCUGAAACAGUUCCUUGAGUAUGAUAGGAAGGUUUUGCGUUUCUUCUGCCUGUGGGACGACUCAGGCUCAGUGUUUGGGGACCAUAGAGAACUCAUCCUGCAUUACUUUCUGUCUGAUGAUACCAUCGAAAUCAAAGGAGUAUUGCCACAUAACUCAGGAAGAGAUGCUACGUCAUUGUUCCUCCAGAGGAGAAAGGUACCUAAGUAUGGCCCCCCUGGAGUCUAUCAACCAGGCCAGAUAACAGACCGGACAGUUCUCAAUGUAGAUGGUGGCUUGUCAGAGAACCGAGUGUAUGGCUGCCUGUUGGAUAAAUACAAGCUAGGAAAAGUAGACCAAGAGUUUUACAAAGAUAGUGACCUGUCCAUAGGAACCGCCAUCAAUGUGUGGGGAAGGAAAGUGCUCCUUUGUGACUGUGAUGAAUUCAUGAAGACUUAUUGUAAGACUAAAUAUGGAAUUGAGAACUUUACCUCGAUUUCAUGCAAGGCCCCACCUCCUCCAAAUAUAGAAAGGAAAUUUCCACGUUACACCGGCUUUGGUUCUGAAGAGGAUUCUCUCUGCUCCUGCAGAGGCCUCGUGCCCACACCUCAUCAGAGGAACGUCAUGGAAAAUGACAGCUACAGCAACAUAAGCAAUACACUCCGGUUUUUUGCAAAACUAAUCACACACAAAUGUGCCGAUGUGGAAGGGACGUUUGCUAUUUCAUAUUUUCUCAGUGAUGACACAAUUUCAGUGUUUGAACCUAUGGAGAGGAAUUCAGGGAAUACUGGUGGGAUGUUCUUAAAAAGAAUUCGUGUUAAGAAGCCUGGACAAGAAGUCUUUAAAAGUAAACUCUCAGAAUAUAUCAAGGCUGAGGAGCUAUAUGUUGGAGCCAAAGUGAACGUGAAUGGCUACCUAUUUCUUUUGGUCAGUGCUGAUGUGUAUACCUUAAACUACAUGGAGAGGAAUUCAGAUAAGUUUCUUAUGAGCAACAUUGAACUUGCCCUACAAAAGAUAAAACAAGAAGAAUCACAAUCCAGAGAUCUCAAGCAGGUGUUUACAGCUGCUGAUUGCAUGCACACGAAGAUGGUGGCUUAUAAUACAUUCAGGGACAUAAAUAAUGAUGCGUCUGUCGGGAAACUCACAGACUAAGACGUUAUAACCAUUGCACGUCACUACCAGGUGCCUGAGGAUCCCCGUCCAGAUACGAAUGUCCUAAUUGCACAGGCCCAUGAACAGCUCAAGAAAAAUACUUUUGAGAAUUUUGAAAGACUUAUUGCUACCUGUGUAUACCAAGAUCGGGAAAAGGAAAAAUUAUUACCCAGCAAAGACAUCAAAAGGCUGUGCAGGUCCUCCUGAUUACCUUUGAAUGAUGAUCUUCUGGGAUCCUUACUCUCCAGGUUUGAAGACAGUGAAAAACAAAUAAAUUACGAGUCAUUUUUCUGUGCCCUGAACUGGAGAGUGACUCCGAUGCCCGAAUUGGAAGCAGUAUGGUACAUUAAAGAGAGAUGUGAAGAUGAGUGGCUUGGGAUGCCAUCACCUAUUCCUGUGAAAUACAUUUACUAUUUAAACCUUUUAAAGGAUGUGUUUGGCUUAGAGGAGGAGUAA
Molecule: messenger RNA, 2174 nt
Organism: Globicephala melas (long-finned pilot whale)
Lineage: Eukaryota; Metazoa; Chordata; Mammalia; Artiodactyla; Delphinidae
Gene: EFHC2
Product: EF-hand domain containing 2
Biological process (GO): cilium-dependent cell motility; mitotic cytokinesis; mitotic spindle organization
Cellular component (GO): mitotic spindle; microtubule; axoneme
Molecular function (GO): alpha-tubulin binding
Source: RefSeq, a predicted model, not a curated record